ACCACCCCCGUUUCGCCUUGUCUCCCUCCCCGUGAUCGCUACCGCGACGGCGCGAUGACGAUCCCGACGAGCGGAGACAGGGAGCGCCCCACCCCCCCGCAGUCACCCGUUAUCCAGGGUCGUGACGUCUCCGGCGCGACCCCGAGGAGCUUGAUCGGCGCAGACGCCACGGUUCGCUCGGCGUCGUUGCCGCAACUGACGAUGAAGAUGCCGCGAUCCAAGGUAUACCGUAAGACGUCCCUCAAGAAUUCGUCUCUCAAGAUCGAGGUCGACAACGUCGGCGUCGUGCGAUACAUGAGCGCUGCCGCGGAGAAGAAGCAGAAAAGGAAGAACCUCGCGGAUAGAAACGUCGACACGGUCGCGAGAUGCGAGAACAACAAAUGGAACAACGCUCACGGGGAUGUCCACAUUACAUGCAAUCCCUUAUCCACGCCGUACCCAUACUCAACGCCGGCGGCGACGACUACUACCACCACCACGACCACUACCGUCACUAGCAAGACGACGAUAGAGAGCGACGAGGAGCCCAAAAGCCGCAGCUGCGGCAGCUUCCUACCGAUACUCGCCCUGAUCCCGCACUCGGUCAUCAGCUUCCAGUAUCUCAGCCCGAAGAUGAAGUUCUCGUGGUGGCGAAACAAGAUCUCGUGAAGACACGCUUAGACGCCCACCGUCGUCGCAGCCGACGUUGUGCGUCGCGACGCCACCCCGACCUGUUUUAUGAGGAGACACGCCUCUCUUACCUCGUAGCGAGCUCUCUUUCUCUUUGCUUAUAUACAUAUAUAUUUCUCUUUUCUCUCUCUAUUUCUAUGUAUCUUACUUCCGGCCAGUCUUCAUCAAUUAGAGGAAUCCCGAAAGCAUCGUUAGCGAAUUCACUCGUAUUGACUGCUAGCGUAAUGAAAUGCGCGAGCUGUUACUAUAGUUGUAACUUUCGCAGUUACGAAAUUCCCAUUGUCGGAAAGAUGCACAUACCUCGUUAAUGCGCAUUGGGAUGCGCGCCAUUUUCGUGAUAGUCCUCUGAUGCGUUUCCGCGCGUAGUCGCGAGGUUUGGUUCCUCAAAAAAAUGUUUUAAAACGUUUGAUCGUUUCAACUUGACGAGGAUCUUGAAGCUGCGACUGCAAAAUCCCAAGACUCAAGACUAAACGGAAUGCAAAGGCUCAAGGAACCAAACUGACCCUCUACGGGAAAACGCUGUAACUUUUGUAACGACACUCUCCUAGCUCUUUUAACUCGCCGAAAACUGUACGAUGUUUAUUACAUAUGUAUACGGCGCUUUUCACGCGUCAUCGGAUCCUCUAGUCGAUUUAAGUUCCUCCUUCGUACGACGCGCUUGAAUCGUAUUUUUUUUUUGUUUCUUAAAAUCCGGGGAGACCGUCGUCCCCGUAGUUCUUGCGACGCUCUAGGAGAUAUCUAGCAGAUAUCCGAACAUUCCGGAAUUCAAACUGCGUGCCACUUCAGACCGAGCGGUCGUGCUUGACGAUGCAAGUUUUCGUUCUUUGCUCAUCACGCUCGUUCCAUAUCUUUUCUUACUUCUCGUCGAAAGUAUAGAAGUAUUCCUAGAGUACCUAAGCGAGACGCUAAAACUUCUCUGUAACCCAAGAAUCUAAAGACCGUAGAACCUAAGAAUCCACAGUUCCUAGAAUCUUACACCUAAAUGAUCCAAAGACCCUAGAAUCUAAGUACGCAAAGAUCCUAGAACGUAAGGAGAUUUAAAGAUUCUUAAAAUUUAAGGAGACACUUCAACGUUGUUAGAGCGUAAGGAUCCAGGCUAUUUCGCGAGGAUGUGAGAGAUCCAAGAGAUAAAAAUUGCGCAUUCUCGAAGGUUCUAGAAUGUAAGGAUUCAAAAAGAGACAUUGUAAAAUCUAAGUGUCUAACAAUCGGAAAUAAUGUAUCCCCCGAUUAAUUGGAGUUUCCUCUUUCGCGGAUUUCUUUAAUCAUAAGCGAGUACCGUUGCGUGCGGUCACAUAAUUGUCGAGAUAUACAGCCGAGAAUAUAUAUAUUGAAGAAAAAAAAAGAAAAAAACGAAGAAUGUGUCGAGAAAGUUUUACGUAAGAUUAAAAUGUAACGGAGAGAAAAAGAGAUACAUAGUUGGAUCGCCUCGACGACUGAUCUCUGAAUUCCUCAUUGAGACAGGUCGCUCGAGACGCGCUGGAAGAAGAAGAAAAAAGACACGUGUCGUCUAUUUUGUUACAUUGUACGCAUCAUCAAACGUCUCGCGUGGGAGUCACGCGAGAGGAGGGCGAGGUACGAUCUCGUCGUCGAUCGUCCUCGUGGUUCGAGUGGUCAGAAACGGUUGUAUGAACCGUCGGUACGUCUGUCUACCGAGAGACAGAGAGACCCGUGCAUCGCGAUGCGAGAUCUAGUUUAAUUGUCGUGGCAACGAACGUCGCUUUGUGGAAACGACAUCCAUCAAUGUUUUACGUUUUUAAUUUUUUUUGUAACUGCUCUCUUUUCUUCAUUUCGUAUGUUAGUAACGAUUGUCCCUAUUUUAUAAAAUGAGAAGACGACGAAGAUGUACACAAGAUAUUUGUUCAUAACUUUCGACGGCUCUCGCGGCCGAGUCGUUCCGACUACCAUUACAUGCUAGAUCGGUUGGCAACCCGAUGGACCCGUUUCUCGCUGCAAUCAUUUUUAAUUUGAUGAUCUUGGUUUCUUAUCUUAUUUUUUUCUCUUUUUUUUGCGGAAUCAACAGAGUGAUACGUUACUGUUGCUGCAACGACGGGCUCAAAGUUGUCAUUCGUCGAGCAACAUUUUCGCGUCUCUCCUGUAUGUUUUCCAAUUUUAAUAAAAAUCAUUUUAUGUCAACUCGUAUCUUUCGUUGUAUUCUUUAUUUCAUUGAGUUUCCUUUUUUUCCUUUGUUUUUAUCCUUAACUUAAUAUUUAAGAAUUCGUCACGCGCUCAUUUGCAAAAUUCCUUCUCUUUUAUUUUUUUAAAUUUCUGUCUUAAUUUAAAAAUAUUAUUGGAGUAAACGAUUAUCUCUCAAUUUCACGUCGCACGUUCGCCAAUUUACAUUUUAUGAUAGAAGCGAAGAUAUUGCAAAUAUCUUCGCAAAAUCAGUGUGAUAUUUUGCUUAACUACUUUUUUAAAACGUUACACAUUGCAAUAUUUUUUUUACGAACAUCUGUGACUCCUUGUUAUUGUCUGCAAUAUAUAUUUUAUAUUAAUAACGAUUUUCGUCUCCGGUAUUGUCAUUGAUCAUUAGAUUCAGCGACUUCUAUUAAAUAGAUGAGCAAGAUCGAUCGAUGUGCGAUAAUAGGAUAAACGCGGUUAAUGAGAGAGUACAAAUAAUUAAUCGAUAUAAAGAAUUUAAUGAUUAAAUUUUAAUCGAUAGUGAUGUCGACAGGAUAGAGAGAAAAAAAAGAAUACGCUGUAACACAUCGUGGAGUGUUACACUUUCAGAAACAUUACUAUUCGUUGCUAAUAGAUCACUGUUGCAUGCUAAAAGUAAAUAAAUUUUUGUGUAAAAUAUAUCUAUGAAAUAAAGAUUAUAUUUAGUCAA
Solenopsis invicta (red fire ant) is the source of this 3496-nucleotide messenger RNA. RefSeq lists its product as uncharacterized. NCBI's taxonomy places the organism in Eukaryota, Metazoa, Arthropoda, Insecta, Hymenoptera, Formicidae. Bases 55 to 648 code for a protein of 197 amino acids. The transcript has a single exon. The record is from RefSeq and is a predicted model, not a curated record.